Oikopleura dioica is the source of this 717-nucleotide messenger RNA. The record is from the annotation of a GenBank genome assembly. NCBI's taxonomy places the organism in Eukaryota, Metazoa, Chordata, Appendicularia, Copelata, Oikopleuridae.
AUGGAGCAGUUUUUCCGCAGCUUGCUUGAGACCAACCGAUUGUCAAGCUUGACGCAGAGAAUCGUCCAAGACCGCUACAAGGCUGAAAUCAACAACGACAAGGAGAUGACGGCUAAUCAGUCUGAUCGAUUGAUAUCUGUCGUUGUCGAAAUGACGAAAGCGGAAAGAGAGAAAAAGUUUGAGGGUAUCGAUAGAAUCAAGCUCGAAGAAGCACGGAAGAUCAUCGACGAACGAAUUGAUACACUGACUCGCAAGUUAGACCAAACCGCCGAGAUAGAUGGCCGUACCAGCAAUCGGUUAAAAGGUUUCUGGAUAAUCAGAGACUUCUUUCUCCUAUUCGAGUCCAAGCUUGAGGACGACGAGUAUAAUAAUACAGCCUGGCUACAAAAAGCAGCCCGAUUUCUAAUUGAAACUGCUAAAGAAAUAGAAGGCUUUAGAGAACGCGGAGCUGAGCUCGAUCGUGAAGAAGCACGGCUUGAUGAAGAAGUCGCCCGGCGUGGUCGGAAAGCAGCCCAGAUGAGAAUCGUGACCGCGGAUAUCAGCCGACUUCAAGCUGUGUUUUACCAUUAUUUCAUGCAGAUAUUUCGUAUUCCACUUGAUGCUCCAGAUCGACAAGAACAGAUUGAAAGACUUUUGGAACUGACUGAUAAAAUCGGUGAGGAAGUAGACAAACGUCUCGACGAGUACGAUGCGCAAUUCAAUGUGCAGUCAACAUAG